Messenger RNA from Gordionus sp. m RMFG-2023, 3289 nucleotides. Its product is annotated as phosphatidate phosphatase LPIN1-like. Gene Ontology annotation, cellular component: nucleus. The coding region runs from base 67 to 3093 and encodes 1008 amino acids. Gene Ontology annotation, biological process: cellular response to insulin stimulus; positive regulation of transcription by RNA polymerase II; triglyceride biosynthetic process. The transcript has 20 exons. NCBI's taxonomy places the organism in Eukaryota, Metazoa, Nematomorpha, Gordioida, Chordodea, Parachordodidae. Gene Ontology annotation, molecular function: transcription coactivator activity; phosphatidate phosphatase activity. The record is from RefSeq and is a predicted model, not a curated record.
UUUCGCUUCAUAUAAAUGAAUUUGAUCUCUAUAAAUACCUUACAUAAAUAAUACAUAUAAUACACAAUGGCACUAACUUAUGUUGGGAAAUUUUUAUUAAAUAUGAAAGGUUUUUAUGAUGAAAUAAAUCCUGCCACAUUAAGUGGCGCCAUUGAUGUUAUAAUAAUUCAACAAGAGGAUGGUUCAUAUAUCUCAUCACCUUUUCAUGUUAAAUUUGGGAAAUUAGGUGUUAUCCGUAGUAGAGAAAAGAUAGGACGCGUGGCAGUUUAUACAGCAUUAGCUAUACUAAAAAAGCGCUCUACAGGAACAGAUGACUGGAUUGCGGUAGAUAUUGAGAUAAACGAGGAAUACGUUGAAGACUUGCACAUGAAAUUGGGCGAAUCGGGUGAGGCCUUUUUCGUGCAGCCUCAAAUAUCAAUAACCAAAUCAGAUGGCCCUAUAGAUGGAGACAUUCUGACCAGGUCUCAGAGCGGGAUUGCCCUUAAUGGAAAAUGUUUUGUAAAGGACCUAGAAGGCACCAUUGUAACCAACGAUGGCAGAAUAACAAGAAGCGAACAUUAUUCCGGUUCCGCCCAUUCCGCAGAGGAAGAUCUAGCAACGUCUCCUAUAUGGUCAGGAGCGGAGGACGAAUGCCCCAGACUUAACUCUUUUAAAGACAAACAACCUGAUUUGGUAAAAUUUUGCAACCAUUUAGCCCACAUCAAAGCUUAUUCGAGCCCAUCGCCAACGAGUAGCGAUCACGAAAACGGUUCUGUCAAAUCGCCUUCUACUUCGUCCAGGAGGCGGAAAAAAAUUAAUCGCCGAAAUUUGACCCGGAAUGAAGAAGAGUCUACGACCAAAGAGACCUUUGACAAAUCUUCCCUCAAAUCCAGUUUUUCCAUAGAUAGUGGACUUCAUCGGUCCCGAUAUUCGGAUCCAGAAAUCACUAAGAAACCAAGUGUACCACGCAAUAAAUCUUUUAAGAUCUCUUCCCUCAAAAUUAAUUUGAAUACGUCACUCUCCUACAGCGAAAACGACUUGUCCAAUUUCGUUAACUCUAUAGACUCUUCAUGGCCAGAAGCCCCGGAUUUCCCUUGCUUGCCACCAGGGCGGUACAAGAGCGAUACCGAACUUGAAACCCGGAACCCUACUUCUUGCUCUUCCGCCAAUAAUAGCGAUAACGUCACUCUCGCUAAUGCCAAAAGUAAUAUUAAAAAUCAUCACAAAGCCGAAGACAGUCACGUCGACAAGGCUGGUCAGAAUUUGAAAUGGAGAUGGGGAAAAUUGCCAGAGAAAAAAUCAAUGGACGAAGAAAGUGAAAAGGGCGGCAAAAUUAAAAAGAAUUACCCCAAAAACAUCCCAAGUAAAGCGAACCUCAAAACGGGAAUCUACCUUGACGACAUCAAAAGUGGUCAAAUCGACCCUCAGACCAUAGCAACUUACUUUCCUGCGCCACAUUUGGGGAACGACGUGAAUGCCAAUGUUGAAAACAAUUUAUUUGGAAAAGUUAAGACCAAUUUAUCGGUUCCCUUGGAAAUUAUUAAUGAUAACUUACAAGAUCAAAAUUCAACCAAUCUCGAUGAUCCUUCCAAUUUUUAUGCUCUAUCCAUUUGUGGGUUCUCUCAGCCUCCAUAUUUGCAAUCGCACUCAUCGGGCCACGAUAUCCAAAUAUCGUCAGAGCUAUUCCAUCGAUUCCAAUUGUCCUACCAAGAUUUGUGCGAUGAUUCCAGUUUGUUUCAUAAUCCCAAUCUGGUGUGCCGCAUAGGAAAAAAGUAUUACCCUUGGCAAAUAGCUAUUCCGCUUUUAACCUCAAUAUUCAUAUACACCAAGCCAUAUCCAGAGGAUCAGCUUUCGAGCUACUUAAAAUUGUUGCCACCCGUUAAAAGAAACAUUAAUAAUAAAUCAUCGUCCUCAUGGUUUUCUUGGCGAUCGUCCAAGCAGCAGACCUCAUCCUCCAGAAUCAACUCCUCUAUUCAAAACAAAACCAUGAUUACAACCAAGGUUAACGAGAAUAAGAAUAACAGAGACCCAUCGCUCAAGCGUUCGACCUCAUUUGAUUCGGCCGAACGCGAUAAUAAGGAAAAAAAUCAAAUAUUCGCCACUGAACUCAAUCACAAAUCUGUUGGACAUUCACGUUGGAUUAAAUCACUUAGGCUCACCUCGGAACAAAUAACCAAAUUGAAAUUGAAAGAAGGUAGCAACGAUGUAACAUUUUCAGUGACUACUCAAUUCCAAGGCACUACCAGAUGCGCCUCACAUAUUUUCCUAUGGAAUUUCGAUGAUAAACUAGUCAUUUCCGAUAUUGAUGGGACAAUAACCAAGUCAGAUGUAUUAGGCCACAUAUUCCCUUUCCUUGGCAAGGACUGGUCUCAAUAUGGUGUAGCUGAACUCUAUUCCCGCAUAAGCAAGAAUGGAUACAAAUUCGUUUACCUUUCUUCACGAGCUAUCGGGCAAGCACCUGGAACUAGGGGAUACCUCAACAGCUUCAAACAAAACAAUAUGCCUCUACCACAAGGUCCUAUCUUGCUCAACCCAAACUCGCUCCUCUCGGCUUUUCAUAAGGAAGUCAUCGAAAAGAAGCCAGAAGAAUUUAAAAUAAGCUGCUUGAAGGAUAUACGUGCUCUGUUCCCCACCCAAUUCUCACCAUUUUAUGCCGGCUUCGGCAAUCGGAUAACAGACGUUUACGCUUACCGUGCUGUGGAUAUUCCCAUAUCCCGAAUAUUCACCAUCAAUUAUAAAGGAGAGAUCAGCGUCGAUUUAACCAAAACAUUUUUGACUUCUUACGCCAAGUUGCAGGAUUUGGCUGAUCAGGUAUUCCCUCCUGUGAUAAAAACUCAUCGAAGGUAUCACUCUGAACCUUAUUUCGACUUUUCAUCCGAACCUGAGGCUUGCGACGAUUCUGAUUCCCGCCGAAAUUCAAACUCUAGUCAAUCUAGACAAGAAUCCGUGAAAUUGCAACCCUCAUUCUCAUUUGUGGUAAAAUCUCACGCUAACGAUACUCUAUUAGAGGCCGACAGAUUUAGCAAUUUUACAUUUUGGAGAUCCCCUCUACCCGCUUUGACUGAACCUAUAGAAAAUGAAGAGUUUUUAGAUGUCAUCGAUUCUGAAAGCUAACCAGUUACUUUUGCGCGGAUGCCUGUUUCAUAUGUCUCAAUGCAUAUGGCGCACGGUUCAAAAAAAUCCGCUAAUUUGCAAUUCAUACAAAACCGAAAAUUUUGCUAUGUACAUAAAAAUGUUAAUGUCACUGGCAUAUGUACCAAUUGAGGAUGUAAUUCAUGGAUUCGAGGAAUAAUGUGCCUCUAAAUUUUAU